Homarus americanus (American lobster) is the source of this 2107-nucleotide messenger RNA. RefSeq names its product bifunctional purine biosynthesis protein ATIC-like. Gene Ontology annotation, cellular component: cytosol. Gene Ontology annotation, biological process: 'de novo' IMP biosynthetic process. The transcript has 13 exons. NCBI's taxonomy places the organism in Eukaryota, Metazoa, Arthropoda, Malacostraca, Decapoda, Nephropidae. The record is from RefSeq and is a predicted model, not a curated record. The coding region runs from base 120 to 1889 and encodes 589 amino acids. Gene Ontology annotation, molecular function: phosphoribosylaminoimidazolecarboxamide formyltransferase activity; IMP cyclohydrolase activity.
GAGGCGUGGCAAGUGAGUGUGAGCCGGCUGGCGGUUAACUUGUAGUCACCAAAUUCUCUUCUAAGGAUCAUCGUGGUAGUACUAGUUGUCAUUUGUGUUGAUCCUGCCUUUACAUCACCAUGGCGUCAUCUGCUAAGCUUGCGUUGCUGAGUGUGUCGGACAAGAGUGGGUUGGUGGAGUUGGCUCGUGGCCUGGUUGCUGCAGGACUCUCCCUUGUGGCCUCUGGGGGUACCGCCACCAAGCUGAGGGACGCAGGACUGGAGGUGUCGGAUGUGGCAACAGUUACGGGGGCUGCGGAGAUGCUGGGAGGACGUGUCAAAACGCUGCACCCCACUAUCCACGGCGGCAUCCUGGCCAGGGACACUCCAGCUGACCUUGCAGAUCUCGCCACUCGGAACAUCAGCCUCAUUCAGGUGGUGGUGUGUAACUUGUAUCCAUUUGUGAAGACUGUAUGUAAAGAGGGUGUGAAGGUGGAAGAGGCCGUGGAGAACAUAGAUAUAGGGGGCGUCACUCUCCUGAGAGCUGCUGCAAAGAACCAUGCCCGUGUCACCGUGAUCUGCGACCCUCUCGACUAUGACAAGGUCCUAAAGGAGCUAAAAUCAGGAGACACCGCUCCUACCACAAGGCAAGAGUUGGCCUUAAAGGCAUUCACACACACUGCACAGUAUGAUGAUCACAUCAGUGACUACUUCAGGAAGACCUACUCGUCAGGGGUAUCCCAACUACCUCUCCGUUAUGGCAUGAACCCUCACCAGAAGCCAGCUCAGAUCUUCACACAGAAUGCUGAACUUCCCCUGACUGUGGUGAAUGGGUCACCUGGCUUCAUCAACCUUUGUGAUGCCCUCAAUGCAUGGCAACUUGUCCGUGAGCUCCGUAGUGCCCUUGACCUACCUGCUGCUGCCUCCUUCAAACACGUCUCUCCUGCAGGAGCUGCUGUUGCUGUACCUCUUGAUGAAGCAGAGGCAAAGGUGUGCAUGGUAGAGGACCUGGGCCCCCUGACACCCCUGGCCAUUGCUUAUGCUCGUGCUAGAGGAGCUGACCGCAUGUCAUCCUUUGGUGACUUUGUGGCUUUGUCCGAUGAGUGUGAUGUUCUUACAGCUAGGAUAAUUUCCAGGGAGGUAUCUGAUGGAGUUGUGGCUCCUGGUUAUACUGCAGAAGCCUUAGAACUCCUCAAGAAGAAGAAAGGUGGAAACUACUGUGUCUUGCAGAUGGACCCAGAGUACAAGGGGAAUCUUGUGGAACGUCGCACCAUCUUUGGCCUGACACUGGAGCAGAGGAGGAAUGAUGCAUCCAUCACACCUGAUCUUUUAAGCAACAUUGUUACAAAAAACAAACAGCUGAGCAAAGAAAGUAUUCGCGAUCUCAUUGUAGCAACUAUAGCCGUGAAGUACACACAAUCAAACUCUGUCUGCUAUGCAAAGUCUGGCCAGGUGGUGGGUAUUGGUGCUGGUCAACAGUCACGUAUUCAUUGUACCAGACUUGCAGGCGACAAAACUAAUAAUUGGUGGCUGCGGCAUCAUCCUCGUGUGUUGAACAUGAAGUUUAAAGAAGGAGUGAAACGAGCUGAGAAAUCCAAUGCCAUUGACAACUUUGUUUGUGGUACUGUGGGCAAAGAUAUGCCGGAAUCACAGUUUGCAGCGGUACUUGAGGAGAUUCCAGCCCCAUUGACUGAGGAAGAAAAGGAGUCCUGGAUAAAGAAGCUGAAUGGCAUUGCACUAUCCUCAGAUGCUUUCUUCCCAUUCAGAGAUAAUGUUGACCGAUCAAGACAGAGUGGUGUUGAUUUCAUCGUAAGUCCAGCAGGGUCUACCAACGACAGCCUGGUGGUGGAUGCCUGUGAUGAGCACGACAUGGUUCUUGUACAUUCAAAUAUCCGGCUCUUCCACCAUUAACAUAGAGGAUACUGUAAUAUUAAAUACGUACCAUUCUUUUCAGUCCUGGUUUGCCGAGCUAACAAUAUUACAGUAUUGUACUGUAGUAUUCAUCACUUGCGUAGCUUUGCAGAAUACAGUACAUGUAUUUAAAUUGUUCUUUAGAAACUUGUUUACACUUUGUUUAUUAUUAGAUCUAUAUAUACAGUAUUGUAUUUUCAAAUAAAUCUAAUUCAGUA